AUGUUCUGGGAAAUACAACUUCAGAAUCAACUUCUAAGCAAUUUGGGGGUUUGUUUUGGUUUGAUUGUGGAUUUGGGUUUAGGUUUUGGUUUGAUUGUGGUGGUGGCGUUUUGGGGUGGAGAGAGUCGGGUUGGGGAAGGAGAUAGGGGUGGUGCCGUCAGCGUGUCGGUGGCGGUGGUGUCCGGCUUUGGGGCAACGGUGCUGACGUUUUACUUUACUCACAAAUGUGCCAUUGCUGCUCCAGUUUUAUUGCCGCCCACUGUGGAAACUACUACAAAAGAUGCGCCUGCAGAUAAAGAAAGAGAGAAAUUCCUCGAAGAACAAGUGUUUUCGAAUCCAUAUGACAUUGACUCACUCAAGAACUUGUUGGAAAUCAAAUUCAACUGUAGAAAGUUUCCUGAAGCAAUUGGCGUUCUCGACAAGUUAAUAGAGCUCAAGCAAGAGGAAACCAAGUGGCUUUUGAUGAAAGCCCAUUUCUAUAUUUAUCUUGGAGAUAAUGAGUUGGCGAAAUAUGGAUUUGGUGAAUUAUUAAAAAAGGACCCUUUUCACGUGGAGGCAUACUCCAGGUUGUUGAUUGACGCCUCACAGGAGGAAUCUAGCAAGAAACUGGAAGAAAUUGAGAAGAGCGUCGAGGAGGUAAUGAAUGUGUGUAAGAAGAAGAAUAAGAAGUUUGAGUUGAGGGAAUUUAAGCUGUUGCUAGCGCAAAUUCGGGUUAUGGAGCGUAGAUAUGACGAGGCCUUGAAGGUUUAUCAGGAGUUGGUGAACGAGGAGCCGAGGGAUUUCAGACCGUAUUUGUGUCAGGGCAUAAUUUAUACAUUAUUAAGGAAAAAUGUUGACGCGGAGAAGAAUUUUGAGAAGUUUAGGAGAUUGGUCCCUAGAGCUCACCCUUAUGCCAGGCACUUUGAGGAUGACUUGAUUGCGGCCAAGAUUUUUGGUCAGAAAAUGUAG
Molecule: messenger RNA, 948 nt
Organism: Fraxinus pennsylvanica
Lineage: Eukaryota; Viridiplantae; Streptophyta; Magnoliopsida; Lamiales; Oleaceae
Source: the annotation of a GenBank genome assembly